AUGUCUUCUCGCGCUUCUGCCAAAUCACCCACUCCAGGAUCCUCAUCCUCUUCGCGCAACCAGCCUCAGAGCCUCGCGCAGGAGCCCGCCAACACUGAGGACUUCGACAUGCCGGACCUCAAGUACGACUCCGAUGGAGAUGGCUCUUUCACCAAGGAAAGCUACGAUAAGCUCCGACGCAUAAUCCAGAAACAAGAAGCCGAGACAAAAGACAUGCAGAAAAUCGUCAACGAAAACCGACAAGCAAUGGAAAACCUCAACGAGCAACUCCAGCACGCUGGACAGGCCUACAAGAAGCUGGAAGAAGACAUCAAGGGGGACGCCAACCUCCGGAAGAUCCAGGAACUCCAGGGGGAAAUCACCACCCUCCGGGCCGCCGCCAACAUCGUCACCACGCCCGUCCACGGAGGACGACAAAAGCUCAAGCUCAGUACGCCUGUCACCUACGACGGAACCCCCGGGACCCUUAAAGGAUUCCUGAUUCAGUAUACGCAGCCACCUACCUCCGAGGAAAGGCCCUUAAGUGGUUUAAACUAA
Molecule: messenger RNA, 537 nt
Organism: Colletotrichum truncatum
Lineage: Eukaryota; Fungi; Ascomycota; Sordariomycetes; Glomerellales; Glomerellaceae
Source: RefSeq, a predicted model, not a curated record